GCAUCACCCACAAACACAGAGAGAGAGAGAGAGAGAGAGAGAGAGAGAGAGAGAGAGAGAGAGAGAGAUGGGUUCCAUAAGAAUAUCAGAAAAGCCACACGCAGUGUGCGUACCAUACCCAGCCCAAGGCCACAUUAACCCAAUGCUAAAAGUGGCGAAGCUCCUACACCACAAAGGCUUCCACAUAACCUUUGUAAACACAGAGUACAACCACAGACGUUUGCUCAAGUCCAGAGGUCCCAACUCCCUCGACGGCUUACCGGGCUUCCGCUACGAAACCAUCCCCGACGGCCUCCCGCCCACCGACACCGACGUCACCCAAGACAUCCCUGCUCUCUGCCAAUCCACCACCAAGACCUGCUUACCUCACUUCCGCGAGUUACUCAACAAACUGAACGAUACGCUCUUGUCCACCGGUCCGCCGGUGACGUGUAUCGUUUCGGAUGGUUGUAUGAGUUUUACUGUGGAAGCUGCUGAGGAAUUUGGGGUCCCUGAUGUGCUUUUCUGGACGCCCAGUGCUUGUGGAUUCUUGGGUUAUACGAAGUAUAAAGAUCUUGUGGAAAAAGGCCUUGUGCCUUUAAAAGAUGCAAGCUACAUGACAAAUGGGUAUUUGGAAACAACAAUCGAUUGGAUUCAAGGAAUGGAAAACAUAAGAUUCAAAGAUCUCCCAAGCUUCAUCAGAACCACAGACCCAAAUGACAUAAUGGUCAACUUCGCAGCAGCAGAGGCAGAGAGAACGCGCAAAGCCUCUGCUAUCAUCAUCAACACCUUUGAUGCUUUCGAAAAGCCUGUCCUUGAUUCUCUCUCCUCUUCCCUCCCUCCUCCUAUCUACACCGUCGGUCCACUUCAUCUAAUGGCGAACCAAAUCUCCGAGGAGAGAUUGAAAUCUAUGCACUCAAACUUAUGGAAAGAAGAAUCCCAAUGCAUUGACUGGCUCGAUUCGAAAAAAUCCAAUUCAGUUUUGUACGUGAACUUUGGUAGCAUUACCGUUAUGACGCCCAAACAACUCGUGGAAUUUGCGUGGGGAUUAGCUAAUAGCGGGUAUGAUUUUCUUUGGAUUGUAAGGCCGGAUUUGGUCGUUGGAGAGUCGGCCAUGCUGCCGCCGGAGUUCAUAACGGAGACUGAAGGGAGGGGGAUGUUGGCAAGCUGGUGCUCUCAGGAGCAAAUUCUGAAACACACGGCGAUCGCAGGAUUUUUGACUCACAGCGGGUGGAACUCGACGAUGGAGAGCGUGUGUGGUGGUGUUCCAGUGAUCUGUUGGCCGUUUUUCGCGGAGCAACCGACGAAUUGUUGGUAUAGUUGUGGUGAGUGGGGGAUUGGGAUGGAGAUUGAUACUGAUGUGAGGAGAGAGGAAGUGGAGAGGCAAGUGAGAGAGUUGAUGGAAGGAGAGAAGGGUAAGAAGAUGAAAUCGAAGGUUAUGGAGUGGAAGGAGAAAGCAGAGGAGGCUGCUGGGCCUGGUGGGUCAUCGUACCUCAACUUGGACAAGUUGAUUACCGAGGUGCUCCUAUCAAAAUAAAUUGGUGAAGAAAAUGCAAUAGUUACUCAGUUUGUACCAGUUGCACUUCUAGCUUUUAUCACGGCUAUUAUCACAGGAAAAAGCUUUUAGUCAAAUGAAACAUUGUAUUGUCUUCUUCUUUUUACACCUACGAUUUUUUUAUCAAGAUGAACUCUGUGUGUGCCCCCAAAAAGUGGAUAUAAUUUUGCUAU
Rhododendron vialii is the source of this 1707-nucleotide messenger RNA. RefSeq names its product 7-deoxyloganetin glucosyltransferase-like. Bases 68 to 1516 code for a protein of 482 amino acids. The transcript has 2 exons. Lineage: Eukaryota; Viridiplantae; Streptophyta; Magnoliopsida; Ericales; Ericaceae. The record is from RefSeq and is a predicted model, not a curated record. Gene Ontology annotation, molecular function: UDP-glycosyltransferase activity.